Prorocentrum cordatum is the source of this 1394-nucleotide messenger RNA. Lineage: Eukaryota; Dinophyceae; Prorocentrales; Prorocentraceae. The record is from the annotation of a GenBank genome assembly.
AGACAGCCCACGAGGCCCCCGAAGUCGGCCCAAGACGGCCCAAGGUGCACGGCCUGACGUUCGCCCGUCGCCCGUGUUCUGCAAGGCAUGGGUCACGCCCAGUGUUUUCGUCGGCGCUGGCCGCACAUACCGACGAGCGUUCGAUCAAGGCGCAUGCCGAUGUUCCGCGGUGGUCUAGGUGGGUACCACGUACCACAUUGACUGCCUCCGUGGCCGCAUUGGAUCAAGAUACUGCCAAGCAGAACAAAAGACUGUCGUCCUGACACCCUUACCCGCCACAAUGUCGCCCCGCGGAGCGCUACUGUGCUACGCUGUCUCCCUGGCCAUGGCUUCCAGGCUUCGCGCGCCGGAGCAUGCCACGAAUACUUUGUCGGGUAGUCAUUCCAAAAAGCUGAACGCGUCGAACGCUUCUUCGCCAAGGAAUGCUGCCCACCAUACGAACGCCGCUCAGAACCUGACGGACGCGCAGAAGGUGAAGAAGCUCCAGGACGGGCUGAGAUCCAUCCAGCGGGUGCAGGCGCUCUUCGCAGGCGGUAACAGCGGGACCCGUGCCAUGGGUGCCGAGAAGUUCGCGGAGGGGGCGUUGACCGAAGAGUUGUCCAGCAAGGACAGCGCCAUUUGGGCCGUGAUCGACGCCAUGGUGAACAGCACCCAGAAGGUCGCGGCUGAAAUGGUGGGCAAGAGCAGAGAUCAGCAGAAGAAGAUCAUGCAGUCUUUAGAGGCCGAGUUGGACAGCAAGGCUGUCGUGCUGCGCAACGUUACGAAUGAUGCUGGGAGGCGCCAGGUCGUUCAGGACGAGGAGUACGUUCUCGGCCUGUUGAACAUGCACGCAAACCAGUGGUCUAUGGGCAAGCAGCUGGAAACGGUGAAGAAGUUCAUGGCAGCCUCACCAAAGCUAACAGAGUUGUACAAACACCAUAAUGCGAACCAGUCGCUGGCGAUGCAGCUCGCCGCGCUGAUGGACUCCAAGGUGGCCGCCCAUAUGUUUCUCCAGCUGGCCGAUGACUUGCAGUAGACAGCGGGCAGCUCGUUGAUGCGUUCACAUCCAGUCGAUGCUGCCACCAUUGCUGUCGAAACUCCAGGGCCUACGUUCUCGACUGUCCCAUAAGACGGUGCUGCGACCUCCCCCCCCCGUGUAUGGCAUUUGUCCUUCUGGAUCUCCUCCUGAUUGCGUCGUUCGCAGCAUAAUUUGGUCGCCAGUCGGUCAUUGACAGUGUGCUGUUGUCUCAAAAUGGUUCCCAGCGGGGUGUGAUGAUGAUCAUGCCCAGAGUGUCUUCACCACACUUGUUGAUACCCAGCAAGAUUUCUCUUUAGCAAACGUAAGCACUACAUUCAGGAAGAAUGCCAAGUUUGCGAUCGUAUCGGGCCAUCUUGCUUAGACGGGCACAUUGAGG